This is a messenger RNA of Anopheles moucheti, 2044 nucleotides long. It is a transcript of the gene NPFR, whose product is annotated as neuropeptide F receptor. Lineage: Eukaryota; Metazoa; Arthropoda; Insecta; Diptera; Culicidae. The transcript is spliced from 4 exons. Gene Ontology annotation, cellular component: membrane. Gene Ontology annotation, biological process: G protein-coupled receptor signaling pathway. The record is from RefSeq and is a predicted model, not a curated record. The coding region runs from base 1 to 1311 and encodes 436 amino acids. Gene Ontology annotation, molecular function: neuropeptide Y receptor activity.
AUGGAAUCCGUGCUGACCCGGUUCAAUCUCACGCUCGACAAUAUGACAACGUUCAGCUCCAACAUACGGCAGGGGCUUAUCGAGCAAUACAGCAACAACCGGAAGGUGGCCGACCCUUGGUAUCACAUCCUGAUCGUCAUGUACGGUACCUUGAUCGUGUUCGGUGCGACGGGUAACAGUCUGGUCGUGCUGGCCGUCGCCCGGAAACCGCAGAUGCGAACGGCCCGCAACAUGUUCAUCGUGAAUUUGGCCGUUUCCGACCUACUGCUGUGCCUAGUGACAAUGCCAUUGACACUGGUGGAAAUCCUUACCAAGUACUGGCCGAUGGGCCGGUUGCCAUUUUUGUGCAAAUCCAUCGGUACGCUACAGGCCACGAGUAUCUUCGUAUCGACCAUCUCCAUUACCGCCAUUGCAUUAGAUAGGUACCAAGUAAUUGUUUAUCCCACGCGCGACAGCCUCCAGCUGAUGGGUGCCAUCGCCAUCCUGACCGGCAUCUGGAUCAUCUCGAUAGUGUUGGCCUCGCCGAUGUUCAUCACCCGACAGCUGAUCCACUACGACGUUAAUCUGCCGAGCCUCGGCAUAGAGUAUGUGUCGUACUGUAUCGAGGACUGGCCAAUCGCGUACGGCCGCGUGUACUAUUCGGCGUUCACACUCUGCGUGCAGUACGUGCUACCGAUUCUGAUCGUUUCGGUGGCGUAUCUGCGCAUCUACCUAAAGCUCAAGCACCGACUGGUGGUCGGCACGAGCGGGAAACCGGGCGAGGCGAAACCGGUCCGGGAGCGGGAACGCGGCCGAAGGAUGCAGCGGACCAACUACCUGCUGAUCAGUAUCGCUCUGAUCUUUGGCGUUUCCUGGCUGCCGCUGAACCUGUUCAACCUGUUCGCCGAUCUGUACGUGCAUGCCAUCACGCAAGACAUUAUGGUGGCGUACGCGAUCUGUCACAUGGCUGGCAUGAGCUCGGCCUGCUCAAACCCGCUGCUGUACGGCUGGUUGAAUGACAAUUUUCGGAAAGAGUUCAACGAACUGCUCUGCCGUACGUCGUCGGGCGGCCCGGUCGGAUCGGGCGGGCACUCGAACGGAAGCCGAGCGAACGGUGCAGCCGCCACCGUCGGGCGAACGCGAGCUGAUAGAGCUGGGACCGACGGUGUACGCGAGGACCGAACACUGCCAGAACUAACGCAGCACCGUCCAAGCCAUUGGGUCAAUCAAUCCGAGGUACUUACAGACAACGACGAAGAGCAGCAGAAGCUGUGCGGAUCGAACGAAAACCAGGAGCAGGAACAUCUCUGCUCCAGUGUUAAUGAAUGCUGAAACGAAAGCGCCUAACGUUAUGCAAACCGCGUGUCUGCCAAGCCAAUCAACGCUUCAUUCAAACGUGCCUGCCGUUGCGCAGCCAGGCACAAGUGGAGCCGUCGGACUCGUGUCCGUUCGCUACCGAUGGCAAAUGGAGACCAUCUUGAGCCCAACGAUGAGUUUCGAUGCUAAUCAAUCCCUCCGUUCGGGCCGCAUACACCCGUGCCCCGUAGCUUGCUGGUGCUCGUUGUGCGUUGUACCACAGUUCCGGAUUGAUUCCAGCGAAACGCAUCGCUCCGUUCGCCACAGAGUAGCCGCACCGUACCGAGCGCCGCUCUACUUGUUGCCGAUGCCGCGGCAGUAACGCACGCAAGGUAACGCAGAUCGUCCGUAUGGUUGUCAGCUCGUUUCAAAUGUACACCCGGUUGAAAUGGCUUUAUAAGUUGCAUGACUUUUCGUUACCAUCGGUGCUACACCAUGUGAAGGAAGCGACAAAAUCUGUACAUAUAGCGAUUAGAAGUCGAACGUGAUAUCGAAUAGUGAAAUACAAUGGGAUGCCCACGCAUAGGGUGCAGCGUAAGCUCGGACCAUAGAUCGUUAGGGUCGGUCCCGGGCAGUGUAGCCAAUUUCAAAGCAGGUACGUUACAUGAGGUGUUAGCUUCCAUCUGUCUGAAUUUUGCGGAAGCUAAACGGGCCACAAAUUCCUGUUGGAGUAUUUACUAACGUUAAGCUUGUAAAGUUUUCGCUCUGU